This is a messenger RNA of Eptesicus fuscus (big brown bat), 1732 nucleotides long. It is a transcript of the gene MORN1, whose product is annotated as MORN repeat containing 1. The record is from RefSeq and is a predicted model, not a curated record. Gene Ontology annotation, cellular component: cytosol. Lineage: Eukaryota; Metazoa; Chordata; Mammalia; Chiroptera; Vespertilionidae. The transcript has 14 exons. The coding region runs from base 144 to 1604 and encodes 486 amino acids.
CGCGUCCUCUGGUUCCGGGCCCGAACGACGCCACCCCAGAUCUUGUGAUCGCCCAGAGCCUGGGCCCGUGGCCACACCCCUAGCGACUAACGAGCCAAUAGAAGAGGCUUUAGUGGUUGCCAAGGUAAACCUCUGGCGGCAAGAUGGCAGCCGCCAGCCAAGGAAGCCAGAGCUCCCGCCCGCAGCGUCGGGACCCGCAGGGGCGGCCGCCUCAGGACGGUUACGGCGUCUACGUGUACCCCAACUCCUUCUUUCGAUACGAAGGGGAAUGGAGAGGAGGGAAGACCCACGGUCGCGGGAAGCUGCUGUUUAAGGACGGGAGUUACUACGAGGGCGAGUUUGCAGACGGGGAGAUCAUGGGCCGAGGCUGCCGCCACUGGGCCCACACAGGGAACACCUAUUCUGGUCAGUUUGUCUUUGGAGAACCCCAGGGCCACGGCGUCAUGGAGUACAAAGCGGGGGGCCGCUACGAAGGGGAGCUGUCCCACGGCGUGAGAGAAGGACACGGGUGUCUCGAGGACCCGGAUGGGCGCGUGUACUGGGGGGCGUUCCACAACAACAAGCGCCACGGCCGCGGGCACAUGGCCUUCCCGAACGGGGACGAGUACGAGGGCGACUGGGUCCGGGACCAGCGGCAGGGGCACGGGGUGCUGCGCUGCGCGGACGGCUCCGUCUACGAGGGACAGUGGCACAGCGACGUCCUCAGUGGCCUGGGCAGCGUGGCCCACUGCUCCGGGGUCGUCUACACGGGCAUGUGGAUCAGCGGUUACCCGAUGGGGCGCGCCGCGAGGACCGUGAUCCUGGGCCCGGAGGUGAUGGACGUGGCCCGGGGCUGCUCCUUCACGGUGCGCGUGCAGCUGCUGCAGGACAGCGGGGCCGUGGCCUCCAGCGAGGACGGCCGGGUCCUGAGGAUCGCGGCGGGCGUCAGGUACGUGCAGCUCCCGGCCUACUCAGAGGUCAGCUUCUUCACCGUGGACGCGGGCCGACGGGAGGCGCCCAUCCAGACCCCGUUUGGGUUCCAGUGCAUCGCCUACCCGCUGUCGGGCCCCCCGUCGGCGGGCCUGGAAAGUGCCCGGGCCAACGCGUCGCUCCCCACGGGAGACCCGGAGGUGGCAUGGACCCCGGACGCCCCAUGUGACCAGGGAGAUGCCCCCGGCAGCCUGCCCGCCGGGCGACGCGCGUCCCGCUGUCCUGAGGGCUGUCGGCGAGCGCAGCGAGGCUGUGCCCAGUUCGAGGGCGUCCGCCUCGGGGCCCCUCCGCCCGGGUACCACCCCGUCCCGUUCCUGGACGGCCCGCACGAGGAGGCAAGCGGCAGGCCCAGAGGUGGCCCGAGCCCGGGGACAGGGACGCCCACCUCGCAGGACCCACCGGGAGGCAGCAGGCCCGAUGGGGCGGCCGAGGCAGAGCCGGGGACCGAGGCCCUCCCAGGGGAAUACGUCAUCAUGAUCCAGGACGUGACCACCCCCCCGUUCCUGGGCCGCAGGCUGCCCAUGGCCUUCAAACACCUCCGGGUGUCCGCGAGGGAGAAAGCCCCAGAGCCCGGAGCCAGGAGGGCCGCCCACCCCCGGGGACCAGUGUCCCCUCCGGACACCACCUCGUUCUGAAGGCACAGACACGCCGCCUCUGCUUCCCGGGGCGCCACCCUCGUCCCCUCCCGGCGGCCUGAUCAGGGGCCCAGGGAGCCCCACUCUCCCAGAGCCACUGGUGUUGUUAAUAAAGUGCGCAACGCUGA